Molecule: messenger RNA, 1482 nt
Organism: Mauremys reevesii (Reeves's turtle)
Lineage: Eukaryota; Metazoa; Chordata; Testudines; Geoemydidae
Exons: 6
Coding region: 1-1482 (493 amino acids)
Source: RefSeq, a predicted model, not a curated record
AUGUUUGACGCUGGAGUGGGGAUCCUGCAGAGCUGGUUCCGUGCCUGCUGGCACAGCUCCUGGGUGAUAUACACCUGCGUCCUUCUGGUCCUGUUCAUCUGGGUGGCCAUGGCGACGCAGCACAGCUUCUCCUGGAGAAGCAGGAUGGCUCUUCGGAGGAAGAGGACACACCGAAAGAAAAAGCAGAAACCGAAAGCUUUUGGGUGCUGUGAGGAAGAGCUGGAGGAGGCUGGUGCAUCCCUAGAGACAUGCUGCCCUGUGCACCCGGAGAAGCUCCGCUUGGCUCAGCGCCUCAGGCUGGUUGAGAGGAAUCUACAGUACGUGGCCAGACACCGGGAUGAAGUUCUGAUACCGCCGAGUGUGUCGACAUCUGCCACGAGCCAGUUCUCCUACUCCUCUAGGGAAUCCACCACCUCUCCCCUCUGGAGUCCCAGCUCCUUUUCCCUGAGAGAAGCCGCCAUGAUUCAAUCAGAGCCCCUCUGCCACACGGGGGAGAUCAUGCCUGUCGGGGGCUGGGAAGGAUCCGCUCAUCCCAUCCAAGCCCAGCCUCUCCCCAGGCCUCCUGCCCACAGCAGACGAGACCGGCGAGAGCAGACCAUGGGUCUGGACCAGACGUCAAUCCGUGGCUUAGACUUCAACAUCCGCCAGAAGCAUCUGCAGAGUCAACUGGGGGCUCCUACCCCAUACACAGAGUCGCUGGCCAAGAUGAUCCCUAACGUCCCUGCUCUGCGCCCACCGGACAGAGACCCCAGGGUGAAGUUCAACAUGAGCAGGGUCCCUUUCCUAAGCUGUGAAGUCCUGGAGGAACUGGACUGUCACGUGCACACAAAGAGACUCCAGCAUGAGCAGGGCUUACCCCUCAGCCCCCAGAAACCCCACACAGCUCUUCUGCCUCCAGCUCCACAAACCCCCAUCCCGGGGGAGCCAUUGCUGGGUGAGCGGGACACCAAGCAGCAAUUGAUAUUAGACACAGAUCGGCCCAAAUGUGGAUUUCCAGCAAAGGUCCCGGAGCCCCUCAGAUCCAACACCAGCCCUCAGCGUGCACAGGCGAUCCAGGAGCCAUGUGUCUGCCCCUCUGGACCCCUGCCUCAAAAGGCCCACAGGAUCAUGGCAUCCCCUGAUGCCAUCCUGGCCAGGCUUGUGCCCACGGUGGUGGUCAAGCUGCAGGAACACAUUGCUCAGAAAUGCUCAGAGAUCCAAAUGGAGGCGUUCCCAAAGAUGGUGAGAGAGUCGCACAGAGAUGCUCCCCUCGCUGCACGACCUGCAGCUGAAGCACCUGAUGGAAAUGUUGAGCAGCUCCGCCCCUUGGCGGCCCAGGUCUCAGUCUGCCAGCAGUGCCGUAAGACAUAUCCAGGAAAGAUGAAGGGUAAGAAAACUCAGGAGGAGACAUCUGCUGAGCUGCAUGGACUUCGAGACGACAUGGAUCCACAUGGGCUCGAUGGAACUGUGGUCGCAGCUCUUCAGGGAUCAGCUGCCAAUUAG